Molecule: messenger RNA, 199 nt
Organism: Symbiodinium sp. CCMP2456
Lineage: Eukaryota; Dinophyceae; Suessiales; Symbiodiniaceae
Source: the annotation of a GenBank genome assembly
GCCCGCGUCGUGCACGAUGGCGGAGACAGUGUCCUCGGUAAGCUGUGCGGAUCCCUUUGUUGCAGUCUUCUCGGCCUUGCAAUGUAUUUCGGAGCCCUGAUCUCCCUCGUCCACAACGAGACGAGCACCGUCUGCGUGCAGCGAGCACUGCAGGCCGCGCGUGGAAAUCGACAGGUUGAUUGCGACGGCGAUGUCGCUG